GUCUUUUAAGAUUCUAGUUGAUUCUCUUUGGGACCAAAUGGAUAUUUCUCAUCCCUCCUCUCCUUGCCAUGGACAAGAUGAACAAGAGAAUUAUGAAAUACCCAAGAAUUUUGGUUUAGAGGAUUAUGGUGCAAAACAAGUUGAAGAAAAAUCAUAUUGGGACAUAGAAGGAGAUAAGCUAUUUGAGGAGAUGGCUUUUGCAAUAGCAACCGAAGAUAUUGGGUCUACAUCUUCAAAUAUUGUUAAUAAUGAUAAUACUCUAGUAGAGAAAGAGGUGGUUGUUUCUACACUACGAAAUUGCGGGGAUGGAAAGCAUUUGCUUGUUCUCGACGAACAAAUUGGAAUCAAAUGCAAACGAUGCUCGUAUGUUGCAUUGGAGAUCAGAUACAUAUCACCAACAUUUGCUACUAAUCCAUGGAAAAGAGCUAAAUAUAAAGAGUUUCGAGAAAAGAGAUAUAACACUGAUAUAAACCGCCCAUUUCAAAUGAAUUUUGAUAGUGAUAAAUCUCAACUCAAUGAGGAUAUUAUUGACACAAUAGGCACGGUUUGGGGAUUAAUUCCGGGUAUGAGAAAAACCAUGUAUGCGCAUCAAAGAGACGGGUUUGAGUUUAUAUGGAACAACAUAGAAGGAAGCAUACUUCUAGAGGAUUUGAAGAAUUAUGAGAGUUCAAAUGGUGGGCAAGGAUGCAUAAUCUCGCAUGCACCUGGAACUGGUAAAACUCGACUCACAAUCAUGUUCAUAAAGUCUUAUUUGGAGUUAUAUCCGACAAGAAAAGUUGUCAUAAUUGCUCCUUGCAAUAUGCUUCUUACAUGGGAAGAAGAGUUCAAGAAAUGGAAAGUUAACAUUCCAUUCCAUAACAUGAAUAGGAAGGAUUUUUCAGGUCAAGAAGUUAAUGCAGCUGUUAAUUUAGUCAAUCAAUUCCGUGAUCAAGACAAACAUUCCAACCGUUUGGUUAAGCUCUUUUCAUGGAAAAAAGACAAGAGUGUUCUUGGAAUAAGUUAUGGAUUAUUUGAAAAGUUAGCAGGGGAUAAUGGAAUCAAGAAGAGUUGUCCAAACCAAAUCGAUUGCUUCCAAGUUACAAAGAUGCUUCAAGAACUUCCUGAUCUUUUGGUUCUCGACGAAGGCCAUACACCAAGAAAUGAGAACAGCCUUAUCUGGAAAGCACUUUCAAGAAUCCAAACUCAAAAGCGUAUAAUCCUAUCUGGAACUCCUUUUCAGAACAACUUUCGCGAGCUAUACAAUACCCUUUAUUUGGUAAGACCGAAGUUUGCUGAUAAUGUUAAAAAAGCACAGGGAUUAUCAAGAAAACAGAGACGAAAUUCGAAAGAGAACGUAGCAUUAAACAAAUGGGUAUCAUUGACAAAAGGCAUAGCUGAAAAUGAUGAUGAUAGGAUCAAAGAGUUAAAGGAUAUAAUUUAUCGAAUGGCACAUGUUUACAAAGGUGACAUUCUUAAGGAAAGCCUUCCAGGUUUGAGAGAUUCUUUGGUUGUGUUAAAGCCAACCGAGUUACAAAACUCAAUUCUUAAUGUCAUCUUGAAGAUGAAGAAUGGGCUUGAACGCGAACAUUGUGUUUCUUUAACGUCGGUUCACCCUUCAUUGUUGAUUCACUCUCAAUUAUCUGAAAGAGAAGAGUUUUCAGUUUACAUGUCUCAGUUAGAUGCUUUUAAGAAAAAUCCAGAAGCAGGGGUGAAGACAAUGUUCUUAAUUGAACUAAUCCGGCUUAGUGAAAGCCUAAAUGAGAAAGUCCUUAUCUUUAGUCAAUACAUUCAUCCUCUAACACUUAUCAUGGAUCAACUCAAAUCCUACUUUGGUUGGUCUGAAGGUAAGGAAAUAUUGUAUAUGGAUGGAUCAAAAGACACAAAGCUUCGUCAAAUUUCGAUAACUUCAUUCAACAAUCCAGAUAGCGCGGUUAAAGUGAUGUUAGCCUCAACAAAGGCUUGUUCCGAGGGUAUAAGUUUGGUUGGGGCUUCGAGAGUUGUAUUGUUGGACGUGGUUUGGAAUCCCUCGGUUGAAAAACAGGCCAUAAGCAGGGCUUAUAGAAUUGGGCAGAAAAAACUUGUCUACACUUAUCAUCUUGUUGCUGGUGAAGCUGAGAGUACUAAGUAUGGUAGACAAACUCAUAAGGACAGUUUAUCUAAAUUAGUGUUUUCUUCUACAAAUGAUAAUAGUUCUGAGAAUAGUUUGAUGGGUAAUGUUGAGAAAGACAAGAUUUUGCAAGAAAUGGUUCAUCAUGAGAAAACUUGUCACAUGUUUGAGAAAGUUGUUCACCAAGAGGAAUCUAGUUUGAUGGGGAAAUUUGACGAAAUAACCCUGAUAUUGCUUCAUUAUUGCAUUUUGCGUCCGGUGCAGGAUGCUGCAGUUUGGCGUAAAUUUAGCUUGAUGGAAUCGGGAACUACAGUCGUCGGAGGGAUAGUAGACGGGGAAGCAAAAGCAGAAGCAGAAGCAGAAGAAGACGAGAAAGAAGAGAGUAGAAGAGAGAAAGACUCAUUGCCACGGUUGCUGCUUUUAGAAUAA
Molecule: messenger RNA, 2515 nt
Organism: Impatiens glandulifera
Lineage: Eukaryota; Viridiplantae; Streptophyta; Magnoliopsida; Ericales; Balsaminaceae
Product: SNF2 domain-containing protein CLASSY 3-like
Exons: 5
Coding region: 38-2515 (825 amino acids)
Biological process (GO): gene silencing by siRNA-directed DNA methylation
Molecular function (GO): ATP-dependent chromatin remodeler activity; ATP binding
Source: RefSeq, a predicted model, not a curated record